Macrobrachium nipponense is the source of this 438-nucleotide messenger RNA. RefSeq lists its product as uncharacterized. The transcript has a single exon. The record is from RefSeq and is a predicted model, not a curated record. NCBI's taxonomy places the organism in Eukaryota, Metazoa, Arthropoda, Malacostraca, Decapoda, Palaemonidae. The coding region runs from base 1 to 438 and encodes 145 amino acids.
AUGUGCCUUAGUUCCUGUGCGACCGGCUCCUCGUAUUCCUUCAGUUCCUGCGCGACCUCCUCCUCAUAUUCCUCCAGUCCCACGAGACCUCCUCCUUGUAUACCUUCAGUUCCUGCACGACCUCCUCCUCCUAUGCCUUCAGUUUCCAUGCGACCUCCUCAUCGUAUCCCUUCAGUUCCAGCGCAAUCUCCUCCUCAUAUGCCUUCAGUUCCCGCGCGACCUCCUCCUCUUAUGCCUUCAGUUCCCGGGCGACCUCCUCCUCGUAUACCUUCAGUUACCGCGGUUUUGGCUUCGAUUCGAGCCGGGCGAAUCCCAUCAGUCGCCCGGCCCGUCAGGCCUGGCGAUGCAAGUGUUAGUGUCUUCGGCCUGGACUAUGGAGAGCAUCUGGGCAGAAGAGAGGAUUCAGCCAGAAAUGGGUCAGUUGAGAGGUUUUUAUGA